This is a messenger RNA of Rhizoctonia solani, 1326 nucleotides long. RefSeq names its product Retrotransposable element Tf2 protein. The transcript has a single exon. Bases 1 to 1326 code for a protein of 441 amino acids. Gene Ontology annotation, molecular function: nucleic acid binding. Lineage: Eukaryota; Fungi; Basidiomycota; Agaricomycetes; Cantharellales; Ceratobasidiaceae. The record is from RefSeq and is a predicted model, not a curated record. Gene Ontology annotation, biological process: DNA integration.
AUGGAUCAGAAGAAAAUUGAGGCAGUCACGUCAUGGCCUACCCCCAAAACAGUCAAACAGGUCCAAGCCUUCCUGGGUUUUGUAAAUUACCUCUGCCGGUUCAUUCCCAACUUUAGCUCCGUCGCACGCCCUCUACAUAAUCUCACCAAAAAGGAAACCCCUUGGUCAUGGGGUAACCUGGAGGAAGCCGCCUUUCAGGAACUAAAAACCCUUGUCACCCGAUCACCAGUCUUGGUCCAUUCCAAUCCGGAACUUCCAUACUACCUGGAAACAGAUGCAUCAGGAGUAGCCAUGGGAGCAAUUCUUAGUCAAAGAGGAGAAGAUAACCGCUUACAUCCAGUGGCUUACAUGUCUAAAUCCUUCUCUGGCGCUGAAGCUAAUUAUGACACCCAUGAUAAGGAGCUCCUAGCCAUAAUCAAGGCGUUAGAAGAAUGGCGGAUUUUCCUAGAAGCAACGGACAGACCAAUCCAAGUUUUCACAGAUCAUAGAAACUUGGAAUACUGGAUGCAGGCACGGACGUUUAACAGAAGACACGCAAGAUGGCGCAUCUUCCUGAGUGAUUUCAAUUUUGAAAUCCACUAUCGCCCAGGGAAGCAGUCAGGAAAGCCGGACGCCCUGUCCAGACGAUCGCAUUACGUAGACACGCCGCCAGAACCAGAAGUCAUGUUGCCAGCAGAAGUCUUUGCCAACACCUCAGAGGAAGAAGUCAAGAUCAUCACAGAAAUUUGCUCCAGACUCAGGGAAGACCCGUCUCUAGAACCCAUCAUUCAAUUCCUUAGAGAAGACGCAGAUAACGCACCCCCCUCCAUUCGAAAGGCUUACAGGGACUACGACUGGGAAGAAGACCUCUUAUGGUACCAAGGGAAGCUAGUUGUUCCAGACUCAGAGAUCUUGAAGGAACGUCUCCUGAGAGAAUUCCACAACUCCCCACUGGCAGGACACCCAGGACAACAACGAACCCUGGAACUAUUGAGUAGAAACUACUGGUGGCCAGGGAUGAAAUCCUCGGCCAAGGAAUGGGUUGAGUGCUGCCCAACUUGCCAAGCCAACCGUCGUCCUCAUGCACCAGUCAUUGCUCUCAAACCACUGGAAGUUCCCCCAUACCCGUUCCAUACAAUCUCCUAUGACUUUAUCACAGGAUUCCCAAAGUCACAAGGUUAUGAUGCAAUCUUGGUAGUAAUAGACUCCUUCUCGAAAUUUGGCCACUUUAUCCCAACCUCAAAAAAAGUGACAGCCAAGGGACUGGCGGAUUUAUUCAUUACCCACAUCUGGAAACUUCACAGCCUACCGGUCAAAACUAUCUCGGACUGUUGUACACCACUGUAA